This is a messenger RNA of Saccostrea cuccullata (small rock oyster), 2338 nucleotides long. Its product is annotated as solute carrier family 23 member 2-like. The annotation marks the transcript as partial. Gene Ontology annotation, biological process: transmembrane transport. Gene Ontology annotation, cellular component: membrane. The record is from RefSeq and is a predicted model, not a curated record. Gene Ontology annotation, molecular function: transmembrane transporter activity. The transcript is spliced from 10 exons. Lineage: Eukaryota; Metazoa; Mollusca; Bivalvia; Ostreida; Ostreidae.
CAAGCUAUACUGGCUUUAGGAAGCACAUUGUCCAUUCCCUUCAUCUUAACCAUUCAACUUUGUGCCAGUACAAACGCUGAUGCUCGCGCCCAACUUCUUUGUAUUUCCAUGUUUAUGUGUGGCGUGGCAACGCUUCUACAAACAACGUUCGGAGUCAGACUAGGAAUCAUACAGGGCGGAUCCCACAAUUUUAUUGCCCCAAUUAUAGCUAUGAUGGCUCUCGACAAAUGGAAGUGCACGGAGCAGGAGCUAAAUGUUGACGAGUUAAAUUACAAUUCCACUGUCAUCGACAAAGACGAAAUUUGGCAGAGACGAAUGCGAGAGAUUCAAGGGAAUUUGAUGUUGGCCUCUAUCGUGCAGCUGGUCUUGGGAUGUACCGGUCUGAUGGGUUUUUUCCUGAAGUUUAUUGGCCCACUCACCAUAGCUCCUACUAUUUCUCUGAUAGGCCUCUCUCUAACAGGCGUAGCAGCUGAUAUCAACAAGUACCACUGGGGAAUAGCCAUGUUGACAUUGGUGCUGAUUGCGUUCUUCAGUUUAUACCUGGGCCGCCUCAAAAUUCCUUUACCAAGUUUUUCAAAAGCCAAAAAAUGUCACAUAACAAAAUACCCAAUAUUCCAGCUCAUGCCAGUGAUCCUGAGUGUCGCCAUCUGCUGGCUGCUUAGUUAUAUUCUUACCGUCACGGACGUCCUUUCUCCAACAAUUGUCAUCCAGAACAAAUCCAGUCCAAACCUUGCGAGAACAGACGCCAGACUGGACGUACUUAAUACCAUGCCCUGGUUCUAUUUCCCAUAUCCAUUCCAGUUCGGCAUACCCACGGCUUCGGUGGCAGGAUUUGCGGGAAUGCUUGCCGCCACCAUUUCAUCUGUGAUCGAGUCUGUGGGAGAUUACUUCGCCGCCGCUCGGCUGUCUAAUGCCGAGGCACCGCCGCCUCACGCAGUCAACCGUGGAAUAGCCACCGAGGGCUUCGCCAGCAUCAUCUCAGGCAUGGUUGGAGCAGGACAUCCCACUACUUCAUACAGUGGAAAUAUUGGGGCUAUCGGAAUAACAAAGGUUGCUAGUAGGCGUGUUUUUCAAGUGGCUGGAAUUAUUCUUCUCCUGAGUGGCAUUAUUGGUAAAUUCGGUGCGGUACUGACACUGAUCCCAGAUCCCAUCAUUGGUGGGACUCUGACGGUAGUGUUCGGGAUGGUGGGAGCAGUUGGGAUAUCCGUGCUUCAGUUUAUGGACAUGUCGUCUACCAGAAAUCUGACAAUUCUAGCUUUGUCAAUGAUACUGGGGUUAAUGAUACCGCAGUGGUUACUUCAGAAUCCUAAUUCUAUAAAUACGGGAAGUGAGGAUCUUGACCAGGUCCUUGAGGUCCUGCUAACUACCGCCAUGUUUGUUGGUGGGGUCAUCGGCUUUAUUCUGGACAAUACUGUUCCAGGGUCAAAAGAAGAACGCGGGCUCUUAAAAUGGCGGGAGACUUUAGACUUAAGUAUGGAGAGAAGGAAACCAGUUCAAUAUAACAUGCCCCUGGUUACAAAGUUAUUGGAACGACUGAAAUGUUGUAAAUAUUUUCCAAUAUCCCCAACCUUUACCAAAAGUCCUCUAAACUGUUGUAAGAAAAACAGGACUCAAAAGAAAUAUGAACCUGACAUAGUCCUUACUGACACCAAACCUGUACAGCAAAAUGGCGGCAGCGACUUUUCGGAGAGACUGUAGGGAUGGUAAUGGACUUGUAUGGACAUGUCCUCAUCAAAAUCAAAGUCAGUAAUGACCUCAGGCAGCUAGGAUAUUGUUUUUCCCAGGGAAUGACCAAGCAGUGUUGAUAUGUGCAUGGAACCGUACAGUCAUCAGAUUCUGUAUCAUGAGGCGAAUCUUUAUCAGCUGCAUGAAUUAUAUUGUACUUAAACACAAUUAUAUACAUGUAUAAGAAAAUACAAAGUUUUAAUUAAUCGUUGAUUUAAUAUUUAACCAGCUUUGAUUUGAAUGUCGAAUUCUUCGAAUUUCCUUCAUAACUCGUACGUCUACCUCCUAUAGUAAUAAACCCAAUUUUUGAUUGAUGUAUACAGUAUUCUAUAUGAAUGUGAAAUAAUUACGGUCAGCUCAAAACUUUAUAUAUAAAAAGUCAUACCAGGUAUUGCAAAAGAAUAUUGCUCUAUUUUUAAUUGAGGAUAUCCAGUACAAUUGAUGUAACUUUUAGGUUACGGUUAGUUUCAGUUCUCCAUACCUUUCAUGAGAACACAUUCAUGUAAGACGUACUCGGUGUUCGAUUUGUGGUAUGUACAUACUUUACCCAUUUGACGAAAUUUUAAAUUUUAUCAGAAAUGUUUGUGAUAUCUAAAUAAAAAAUCAAAACUGA